GAAACUGCAAAUUGUGAGGUUAUGAUUAUAUUCAAAAUUAUUUCAAAAUUCAAAUCAAAAGUUUUUAAAGUACUUACCAACAAUGAACAAGUUCAGACAAUUAUUUGGAAAAAGUCUCUCGGUAAUUGGUAUGGUUCAUGUUAAAGCAUUACCAGGAACCCCUCUAUUUUCGGGAUCGAUAAACAGCAUUGUCAAGAAGGCUUGUGAAGAAACUGAACUAUAUUUAAAACAUGAUGUUGAUGGAAUUCUUGUUGAAAAUAUGCACGAUGUUCCUUAUAUACAAUCUCAGCAUUUUGGUCCUGAAGUCACAGCAACAAUGUCGAGAAUUUGUGCAGAAUUAAGAAGGAUAAUUCCCAAAACAAAAGCCUUCGGAGUGCAGGUGUUGGCUUGUGGAAAUAAAGAGGCACUUGCAAUUGCAAAAGCAUGUUCUAUGGAUUUCAUUAGAGCUGAAGGUUUUGUGUUUAGCCACGUAGCGGACGAAGGAUUUACGGAUGCAAACGCAGGUAACAUUUUGCGGUACAGAAAAAGCAUAGAAGCUGAUAACGUACUUGUUUUUACCGAUAUCAAAAAGAAACAUAGCUCUCACGCAAUAACGAACGAUAUAUCCUUAGUAGAAACUGCCAAAGCUGCCGAUUUCUUUCUUUCCAAUGGUGUGAUUUUAACAGGAACUGCAACAGGACAUGCUGCCGAUAUCAAGGAAUUACAACAGUUAAAAUCAAGUAUCAGCUUACCAGUCUUAAUAGGUUCUGGAGUUACUUAUGAAAACUUGGAGAACUACAAGUCAGCUGAUGCCCUGAUAGUGGGUUCGUAUUUUAAAAAAGAUGGAAAGUGGGAUCAGGAAAUUGACGAAAACAGGUUGAGUAAGUUUAUGGAAAAAAUGAAGAGUUUGUGCUAAAUAUAAAAUUAUGUACACAAAAUAAAGAAUAUUUUUAGUACA
This is a messenger RNA of Diabrotica virgifera virgifera (western corn rootworm), 937 nucleotides long. RefSeq lists its product as uncharacterized. NCBI's taxonomy places the organism in Eukaryota, Metazoa, Arthropoda, Insecta, Coleoptera, Chrysomelidae. The coding region runs from base 83 to 895 and encodes 270 amino acids. The record is from RefSeq and is a predicted model, not a curated record. The transcript is spliced from 5 exons.